GUCAAACCCACAAGUAAAAUCCUUACUAUUAUCCCAAAGAAUUCGGCGGAUAAUAAUCCAAUUCAUCUUUCAUCGGAACCCUAAAAAAAAAAAACCCCCCGAAUCUAUUUGAGGCGAUUAGGUGAUGUAUAUUCCAGCUGCUGUUGUAUGUUGCGGCCUUGGCAUCCUAAUCAGAUUGGCAAACGGCAGUGGAAAGAUGACUUAUCAGAUUCUACGUCAAGCUAUACCGGUGAAUGACCUGAAAGGACUGGGGGAAUGUCUUGAAAAUGAGGAGAUAGAAAACCCCAUCGUUGUGGUGCGUGGAACAGUUGGAUCAACCUCAACUGUGGAUAAGAGCGAUUUGGGAGUUUUCAUCGAGGAAAGGGCUAAACUUGAUAUUGAGGUGACGGAUGCCUCUGGUUCAGUAGUACCCGAAUCUAAAACCAAGUUCGUGACCCGUAAGGAAGUUCCUUGGUAUUUGGAUGAUGGUACUGCUCGAGUGUAUGUUUGUAAUUACCGACUUGCGGAAGGGUUUUAUGAUACACUAAAACAAUACUUCUCUCGUGAACCAUUUAGUACAUACUUAAAAACCUUUGAUUCUGAUGGAAAAGAAAAACUCAUGCUUACUGAUGAUGUUGAUUGUUGGAAGCGUCAGCAAGUUCUUGAGAUUGGCACGUAUUUGACCGUUGUUGGUACGGCUGUGAGAGACAAAGAUGGAGCUCCCACGAUAUCAGCAUAUCGGUUCUUCAAUGGACAUAUCGAACUUGACGAUUUUGUUAAUGAUCUUGAAUUAGGAUUAGAGACUGGUGGGAAUUUAUCCUUAUACUUAAUAGCUCUGAGUGCGGUUUUGGUCGCUCUGAACAUAUUGCGAACUUGAUGCAGAUGACAUCAGACUCGUAAAAGAUCGCAAUGAACAAGCUUUAUCAAUCAGAUUCCGUAUUAAGAUUCCAUAAUCUAUUAGUCGUUGACUUUCUACGUUUAUCAAUCAGAUUUAAACAAAGAACGUGAUUGUGUUGGAUAUGAUAAAUGUAACUGAACAUGUGUGUCUUAGUUUUAUAUGCUUGUGGGGGUUCUCUUAUAUUUUAUAAUUUAUACUUGCU
Molecule: messenger RNA, 1079 nt
Organism: Raphanus sativus (radish)
Lineage: Eukaryota; Viridiplantae; Streptophyta; Magnoliopsida; Brassicales; Brassicaceae
Product: E3 ubiquitin-protein ligase SP1
Exons: 9
Coding region: 125-856 (243 amino acids)
Biological process (GO): protein ubiquitination; organelle organization
Molecular function (GO): ubiquitin-protein transferase activity
Source: RefSeq, a predicted model, not a curated record